AUGAAAGAAAACAUAACCUGCAUCGAAGAGCAGCCUUCAAACAUUGGUUCUUACGAAGUACCAACACAGAGAGAUCUCGUCUUAUUUACCAAAGAUCUCUUAAUAAACUUGUUCGAAACAUAUAAAAGAGAAGCUAUGGCACUAUUGAGGGAUAUUAAAGAGAUAACGAAAGCGACACGAGAAAUAGAAACAAAAUGUAAGUACGACAAAGCGACCUACAGACAAUGCGUUAAGCUUGUGAGUGGACAGAGUGAAACUAUUACUAAGAGUCUCGUAACGUCUGUAGAAAUGAAAACACUCGAUAUUAAAGAUCUUACAGAGAACACCAUUUGCAAUAUAUCAGAAAUGAAAAAGGAUCAAAUAUCACUAAUUAAACUAAUGGUACAAGAAACGACGAUGUUGAAAUUUGCUUUACCGGGAUUUUUGAGACUUUACCAUUCUUGCUCGAUACAUUGUGAUGAGUCUCGCCGUAAAAAAAAUACAAAAAAACCGUUACGCCGUGUGACGGAUCAAGAUCUCGCGAUAAAGUAUUUUUUAGCAAAAAAGAAUAAUAUUCAAACUCAUAAAAAAUUCAGGACGCGCUGUCUAGCAAGAAUUCUAAUUGUUAAACUGGGUGCGUUCAUUCUAAUCAUGUUGAGCCUGAGAUUGUGA
Molecule: messenger RNA, 651 nt
Organism: Melitaea cinxia (Glanville fritillary)
Lineage: Eukaryota; Metazoa; Arthropoda; Insecta; Lepidoptera; Nymphalidae
Exons: 4
Coding region: 1-651 (216 amino acids)
Source: RefSeq, a predicted model, not a curated record